Messenger RNA from Drosophila grimshawi, 1195 nucleotides. RefSeq names its product inositol monophosphatase 2. NCBI's taxonomy places the organism in Eukaryota, Metazoa, Arthropoda, Insecta, Diptera, Drosophilidae. The transcript has 2 exons. The coding region runs from base 113 to 982 and encodes 289 amino acids. Gene Ontology annotation, biological process: inositol metabolic process; signal transduction; phosphatidylinositol phosphate biosynthetic process. The record is from RefSeq and is a predicted model, not a curated record. Gene Ontology annotation, molecular function: inositol monophosphate 1-phosphatase activity.
GCAGUUGAGUCAGUUGACAAACAGCACGUCAAAUCUUAAGAAUCUCUCGAUCCCUCACUCUAUUUCUCUCUCUCCCAGUCUCUCUCUCUGUGGCGCUGUCAUUUGGCAAACAAUGGCAAGCAGCGAGCUGAUCGAGGAGCUUUACAAGUUCAUCUACCCGCUGGCAAUUCGAGCAGGUGAAAUACUUUUCGAGGGCUAUGAAAACGCUGGAAAGGCGGUGGAUUUAAAACACAAUCAAUUCCACAAUGUGGUCACCGACUAUGACAAUGAGAUCGAAGAGUUUCUGAUGGCCAGCAUACUCGCUAGCUAUCCCGAGCAUAAAUUCAUUGGCGAGGAGGAUACGUACAAGAAUCACAAUAUAACCAUGGAGCUAACAGAUGCUCCCACCUGGAUCAUUGAUCCCAUUGAUGGCACCUCGAAUUUCAUUAAACAAAUACCGCAUGUAUCCGUUUCGAUUGGACUUGCCAUCAAUAAGCAAAUUGUGCUGGGCGUAGUCAAUAAUCCUGCCCAGAAGAAACUCUACACGGCCAAGUUGGGACAAGGCGCCUUCUGCAAUGGCAAACCCAUUCAUGUGAGCAACUGUGAGCGCUUAAAUGAUGCCAACGUAGCCUAUGAGGUGUGUCUGCUCCACGAGAAAACGAUAAGGAAUAAGCACAUCAAGCGCAUCUACUAUGUGGGCUCCCAAGCAAGACGUUUGCUGGGUUAUUCAGCUGUGGUGGAUUCACUUUGCAUGGUCGCCGCUGGAAAUUUGGAUGCUUUUCACAUUGAGGACAUGUAUCCGUGGGAUUGUGCCGCAGGCUAUUUGCUAAUACGUGAGGCUGGCGGCGUCGUUACCCAUCCCUAUGGGGGCCCCUUUGACGUUAUGAAGCCAGAUUUAAUCUGUGCCGGCACAGAAACUUUACGAGCAGCAAUUGAGAUUCUAAUACGCAAAGCAGAUCAGGCCAAGUCAGUGGGAAAUGAUGAAUUCGAUGCAGAUGUCUAAAUUUUGUUUUUGUUUAGAUAGUACUUAAAUAAUAAACGAAAUUUACGAGCAGAAAAAAGCUUUAAUUUUACUAACAAUAAUAUUUAUGAUUUUAGGCUAAUCUAAUUUGGAAUAGUUUGAUAUGAUAAUGUAAAAGUGUUGUGAAUUUAUGUUAUCACAAUUUCCAUCAAAUUUAUAGGCAUCAACAAAGCAAACAUUUAUAUUUUUAAAAUA